Messenger RNA from Rubroshorea leprosula, 1301 nucleotides. The record is from the annotation of a GenBank genome assembly. NCBI's taxonomy places the organism in Eukaryota, Viridiplantae, Streptophyta, Magnoliopsida, Malvales, Dipterocarpaceae.
AUUUUGUUUGGAUAAAUAAAAUCAGAAAACUAUCUUUCAGAUUGUAAAAAAAAUUUGAAGUUCGCACCUCCAGAACGUCAUUGUUCCUUAUUUUAUCUGAAAACCCCUUUAUUCCUCCUAUUCUCUUCGCACCAAAUCUUUUUCCCAUCUUGUUCCCUUUCAUCUUCUUUGCAUUCCAGACCUUCUUCUUCAGAGUUCAAAUCCGAGAAGGAACCCUUGCAACUAUGUUCGAAAGUCGUUUGUUGAGUGACUCCUCUCAUUCCCACACUAGAUCUCAUUUCCCUUCACCUCUUCGCACUCCAAACCCUCUUCUUCAACGUUCAAUUCUGACAAGGAACCCUUGCAACUAGGUUCAAAAGUCGUUUGCUGAGCGCCUUCUCUCCAAUAUGAUUACUUUUCUUCUAAUGGAUCACUAAAAGACUUCUUCUCUCUAGAACAUGCUUUUCAACAUUAGAGAGCAGUAAGGGUUCGAUCUGCAAGUGAGGGGGAACAGGCGACGCAUGGUGGGUUCGUAUAAUGUCAUUACUCUUGCAAGGCUGGUGCAGGGAGCGGGGCACAAGGCGCGAGCGUGGGGCGCGGGCGCUGGGCGUGGCAAGGGUAGGGGCGUGGUGCAGCAAGAGGCUGGUUCGGAAGCUGGGAGUGGGAACUGGGAGUUUGGAGUCUGGACGCUGGACGGUGGACGGUGGACGGUGGACGCUACACAUCUCCCUUUGAUUUUGGACCGGUCGGUUCAUCGGUUGAAUUAGUUGAACUAGUAAAAUCAAAAACCGAAACUCAAAAUGGUUCAAUGACCGGUUUAAUUUUAAAAACCUUGGCUUUGACAAUGGAAGAUCCAACUCACCUUUGGAAGAUCCAACUCACCUUUUUUUUUUAGUUUGAUUAAUACCAUUGUAGAGUUGAUGUGUGAUUGAAGUCUAUGGAACACAAAUUGGCCCAGGAAGAAACGGAUGGGCACAGGAAAAAAGGAGAAAAUGAAUUCUACUAAUGGAUUUUGUAUCAGUAGUUUGAUAUUUGUUAUAGUGAACAAAGAUUAUGUUGCCAAAAUACUACUUGAUUGCUUAUAAAUAUUCUGCAUGUUUUCUUAUGCAUGUAUUGCAUGUUUGCCUACACAAAAUACUACUAAAAUGCUACCAAAAUGCUGCCAAAAUGUCCAUAUUUUGCACUUGCUAUUAGAAAGACAAAUUGGCAUAUGGCAUUGUAAUGAUAAAAGUAGAGAUUGUGCUACCAAAAUUUUGCCUAAUUUCUUAUACAUAUUCUACAUGUUUUCUUAUACAUAUACUAUAUGUUUGCCUACACAAAAU